AUGUUCUCAUGAUGCGGUACAGAGCUCAAUUCAGCCUCUGCCCCGCUAUUGCGUCUCAGACCACAUUUUCGGAUCAAGCAUAAAUUGGCUCUUAGCCACGGCCUCGCGAGCGUUACAGGUGCGCGCCAACAGGUGAUUUUGAUUCGAUUGUCACAAAACGCCUAGUUUAGGUUUCAACACAACAAGAAAAAUGGAUAUCUCAAAGAUUUCCGUUGCAAACAGGAGAAACAGAAAUGCAACCAAAGGGAAAAAAGCUACUCACAAGUCAAAUGUUUCACCGGCGAUCAGUAGACUCAUUCGAGACCCUUCAAAUCAUAUUCCAUUGGGACGACAACUUCAGAGGACGCCGCCAACGUCAGAGUUGAAAAUAACUCGGCCUUUGAGCUUUGAAACACAAGCGAUUGAAACCACCCCUGGGCAAGAGCCCUUGUCUCCCGCGUUAAAUAUGACCAUGGACCUUUACACAAUCGAGCCUGCAGAAACUGAAACAUGCCGACGGUCUCGCAUCACUUCAAGCACACUCUGUUCAGGCAGUGUGCUGGAAGAGGACCCCUACUCAUUGAUAAGAGGCAUGCAGGGCUAUGAGGUUACCCCAGCAGACCUUGUAUUCCUGAAGAGAGCCAGGCAGGAGAGGCAGAUCAACGCCUUACAGAGAGAGCUGGAUGAGUUACUGAGGCAGCGGAGGAACCAGAUGCUGGCCAGGGAUCUGUCCUUGGCCUCCAGAGAGAAGAUCCAAACUGACCUUGAUGAGAUCCUGUCCUGUGAGCAGACUGUUCAAAUGGGGCAAGUGUUCCUCUCGAGGAAGCUGAGCUCAACGGAGGUAGAGGCCCUGGACUCCAAGUCCCUCCUGGCCCAGAUAAAGACUGCUGAUGUCCAGCAAGCUGUAGAGGAGGAACAAGCUGAGAUCACUGCACUAGAGAACAGAGUGGCCAGAGCCCUGGAGCUCAGAGAGAGAGGGGAGCAAAGACAACAGGAGAUUGAGAAUCGGAACAGAGCCAUCCUCACGAAAAAGGCAAACAUCAAGCAUCUGAUGAAGGAACUAUCAGAGCUCAAAUCCCAGCUGGCUGGGGCAGAGGAAUCUUUGCUAGCCAUUCAAGGCAAGAUGGACACUUUGAAAGACACCGAAAAAGAGGAAGACACAGGUCCCCAGGAGGCAUUGCAAGUCGCCCCAAGCCAAGCAAAAGCUCCCAAAAAGGCACCCAAGACAAAAAGGAAUGGUGGAGAAACAAUUACCCAACAGGCUUCUCAUGUCCGAAUUAAAGCUGAAAAUACACCUACCAUAGUUGGAGAGCCACAUAUGGCCAGUGGUCUCAGACGAUCUAAGAGAAUAGCUACCAAGAAGAGCUGCGUUGAGAAUAAGCCUGUUUUAAGGAAAACUCGCCCUGUCAAAGCAAGCAUUUCACUUUGAGAAUUUUUCUCCACUUUUCCUGAAACUUUUGAGUUUUAAGGAGUUGUUUUGGCUUGUUUGGUACUGUGGUUAGGUUUCCAUCCAUUUGACAACAGAUUUUAAUGCAGAUAUUCAAAAGUCCGCACAGAAACAUUAUAUGCAUUUUUCCCACCAGUGGAUAGUGUUGUGCGUGACAGUGCACAUAACACUUUUGCGCUUAAGUUUUCAUGUACAGAAUAAAAUAAAACAGACGUUUUAAUGUGUUUCCAUAGCAUUUUCAAUUCUAUGGAUGAUUUUGUCACACAAACUGCAAUAAAAAGCACACUUGCCCAAC
This is a messenger RNA of Oncorhynchus mykiss (rainbow trout), 1721 nucleotides long. RefSeq lists its product as uncharacterized. Lineage: Eukaryota; Metazoa; Chordata; Actinopteri; Salmoniformes; Salmonidae. The record is from RefSeq and is a predicted model, not a curated record.